CCGAGGGCGCUUAUUUAUGUGUGUUCAUGUUUUAUGUUAAAUGCAAAAUUACGCGUCGCACGCUGCGCCCACGCGAAUUCGAAUCCGCAUCGGAUUGUUCAGUGCAAACACACACCAACAACCAAGUGAAUAUAAUAUGCGGUGACAAAAAGUGCACAAUCGAAAUGUGAAAAGUAAUUUGCGUCAAAAGCGAACAAAGAGCCAUUAAAUUCGAGACUUGAAGGCGUUCGUAAAACCAGCAAAAUAUCGAGAACAAAUAAAACGUUCGAGGAAGUGUCGCUUCAAUAAAUCAAAAACCAAAAAUUAAAAAACAAAUAUAAAAAAGCUAAAGAAUAAAGUGAGCAUUGGAGUUGCCAGGUGGGCAUGGCCCACUGCCCGCCGAGAAUCCGCUGGAAAGUCCGAACGAGAAGCUGCCAUUGACCUCUUAAUCGAGUUAAGUUUUAGAGUCCACAUCGCUCUACCACAUCUCACACAAAAUCCCACUGUUGCUGGCGGCGGCUCCCCCGUCUCCAAUCACCCGCAUCCCCAACACGUACCCCCAACCCGCAUCCCAAUUCGCAGUUCUCAGUUCUCAAUUCUCCGGUUCACCAUUCUCCGGUUCAGCAUUCUCCGGUUUGUCAGUCUCGCCGCCAGCAAAUGAACUCUCGCGUUCGCGUUUGAACUGCGCGACAAAAGAAAAUGCAUUUUAAGUGAAUUUCCUGUGCGCGAAAAGCCAAUUACGCAUCCGAUAUCCAUCCGCCACUGUACAGUGAAGCCCCAUCCUCCCACGGCACAAAAGGAGAAACCGCAGCAGCUGCGAUGGCCACCACACCAACGGCUGGGCCAGCAGCAGCUCCAGCCACAUCCUCAACGCCGCAGAACUACAAGGUGCCAUCGACCAGCAAGAUAUCCGUGGACAAGCUGCUUCGCGUCGGCUACUAUGAGCUGGAGAAGACCAUCGGCAAGGGCAACUUUGCCGUGGUCAAGCUGGCCACCAACAUUGUGACCAAGACAAAGGUGGCCAUCAAGAUCAUAGACAAAACAUGUCUGAACGAGGAGUACCUGAGCAAGACGUUCCGCGAGAUAGCGAUACUGAAAUCGCUGCGGCAUCCCCACAUUACCCGAUUGUACGAGGUGAUGGAGUCGCAGUCGAUGAUCUAUCUGGUCACCGAGUAUGCGCCAAAUGGGGAGAUCUUCGACCAUCUGGUGGCCAAUGGCAGGAUGAAGGAGCCGGAGGCGGCACGCGUCUUCACCCAACUCGUUUCGGCCGUCCACUACUGCCACCUGCGGGGGGUGGUGCAUCGCGAUCUCAAGGCCGAGAAUGUCCUCCUCGACAAGGACAUGAACAUCAAGCUUGCCGACUUUGGCUUCAGUAAUUACUAUGAUGAGGGUGCCACCUUAAGAACUUGGUGCGGAUCACCGCCCUAUGCCGCUCCAGAGGUUUUCCAGGGCCUGGAAUACGAUGGACCCAAGUCGGAUAUCUGGAGUUUGGGCGUUGUGCUGUACGCCUUGGUUUGUGGAGCGUUGCCCUUCGAUGGUAAGACCAUCCUGGAGCUGAAAAGUCGCGUAGUGUUGGGCAAGUUUCGCAUUCCCUUCUUUAUGUCGCAAGAAUGCGAGCAGCUAAUACGGAACAUGCUGGUGGUGGAGCCUGAUCGACGAUACACAAUUAAACAGAUCAUCAAGCAUCGCUGGCUCAGCGAGUGGCAGUCAGAGAUGCAGGAGGAGGAGCGUUUCGGAGACAUGUCCUGUGCCCCCGGAUCGGGAACAGUGUCCAAAUCGGCGUCCACAUCCUCGCUGGGCAGUGCGUCGGACUCACCGCCGCAACUGGACUCUGUGGUGAUGACGCACAUGCUCCAACUGCCUGGACUGACCGCCGACAUGAUAGCCCAGUCGGUGCAUGAGCAGCGAUUCGACAACAUCUACGCCAUUUACAAUCUGCUGCAUGACAAGCUGCAGCAACGGCGACGCGAAAACCAAAGACUGCAGCACCACGCCAGCCUAGCCUACUCCCGAUCCCGUAAGACGAGCAUCACGACGGGCGUGGUGGAUCGAUCGGAGCCCGUCAAGCAGGAAUCUCUGGACCGGCUCAGUCCGCUGAGCAAUGCCAACGCCUCCAGCUCAGCUUUGGGCUUUGGUUGGUCCGAUGUCGCCGUGGAUCUGGAGAAAUAUGGUGAAUUUGAGCUCGAAUGCCUGGCGCGAUCAAAUGAUCCUCCUGCCAAUGCGCAGCAUUUGAGUGCACAUGCUGGUGGAGGCGUCAAUGGAGCCAAUACGCGACGCCAUACGGUGGGUCCCGGAGAUGUGGCGCACGAGCAGGCGCUGGCCAAUCCCCAUGUGCCGCCCAUCGACUUCAAGUGUCCACCGCAGUGCAGCGAUCCCGCUCAGCCAGUGCCCUACUAUCCAGUCAAUCUGCCCAUGCUGCAGAACCAGCCCCUGCACAACCUCACCAUCAAGGACCAGCAUCUGCUCAAGCCGCCCGUCGUUAUGGGAGCCAGCUCAUUUGGGCGUCGCGCCUCGGACGGCGGGGCAAAUCUACACAUCUACUAUCCCGCCACGGGCACCGUUGUGGGUCCAGCUCAGGGUCAGCAAAUGGACACGGCCGGCUACUAUAUCAACCCGAAUUGCGGCACAGAUCCUUUGGCCGUGCAGGAGUUGUCACCGCUCAACGAACAGUCCGUGGCGCAGAUGCAGUGCUGCCAGGAGAAUGCCACCGGCGAAUGCAACGAGGAGCUGCAAAGCUAUAUGCAAAAGCGAGGAGGCACUCAGCGCCACACGGUGGGCUGCACGGAGGAUCUCUCCGUAUCACAUGGAUCCGGACCAGGAUCACAGUCCCAGGCGCCAGCUACCUCCUCCAAUAUGCGGCAGCGGCGAACAGGACUGCUCACGGUCACCGAAAGGCCGCCAGUGAUUCCACCCGAGUUAAUUCGCGAGGUUGAGUCUCGCAUGAACCGCGACUAUCUGCCUCCCACCCUGAUAUCUCUUAGUCAAUCGCCCCCCAAUGGCACCUACCCGGUGGGCGUGGCCCUGCCCAUGGGCAUGUCAAAGGGCCUAUCGCCGCCCCAUUCGCUGCCCCUGGUUGCGGCCGCUGGUGGUUCCGUGCCCCUGGUGGCGCCCAACAAUCGGCGCAUCCAUCGGGUGAUCCACUCGAAGUUGCCCACCGUCCAGGAGGGUGCGACAAUAGGACGAUACAGUCCAGUGCGUCGAGCAUCGGAGGGAUCCAAGAGCCAGUUCCAAGGACCGCUGCAGGAAUGCCAGUCCCUGCAGAAAGGUAUUGCACAGAGAAACUUUUUGGUUGCACCCAGUCCGCCGCUUUUAGAAAAUUCGAUCAGUUUGCCAGGUUCGCCCAUACAUGGCAAACCUGGCAUGGGCCUGCAGCUGGCUCUGCGUCGUGGCCAUGACAUUGAAGUUCCACCGGAAGCCAUCAAGAAUCUGAUGCCCGCCCUGGAUCGACUGGUUAAGGAGCAGCGUGUUAGCUUCGAAAUAGCCAACAAGAUAAUCUCAACGCAUGUGGUGCCAAUGGAUCUGGCUCCGCUCCUGGGACUGGCAGCUCAUGCUUCGAGUGCGGCGGCGGUUAGUGGAGGUCAUCUCGACCAGAGCCACUUCUCGCAUCUCCAGCAGCAGCAGCAACAGCACAUGCUCAGCUUCAGUGUGUCCCCGCUUAGCAUGCCGCAGGGCGGAGCUGUGAAUGCCUCGCUGACCUCAGCCAAGCAGAUGUUUGGUCAACCGAUCUGUGGCUAUACGCAAUAUCAACCUAUGACCCUGGCCCUGCAGCCGCAGCAUCAACAGCAGCUGGUUGGCCAGUUUAGCAGCAUUAAUUUGGGCGCCAGCAACUCGAACUCAAGCAGCGGCUGCCAGUCGCCGGUGUUUAGCACCAGCUUCAGCGGUAGUUGCUCUCCCAAUCCAUACCUGCCCUGUGCCGCCGGUGGCUCUUCACCACUGCAUCAGAUCACCAAGGGCAUCUCUGGUUUAAGUACCGGUGGUGCUGGUGGUUCCAUCACCAGGGGCACUUCGGCCGCCAGCGAAGGAGCAGCAGCUGCCGCCGCUGCAAAUCAACCUCUUGACUUGUCCAUGGAUGUUUGCGGCGGUGUCAUGGACCAGCAGCCCACGGACUAUGCAGCCACGAAUUGGUUCAUGCCCACGGCUGCGUACUACGACAUGAAACCGCUUAACCUAUCGCCCGCUCAACCUGUAAGGGUCGUGCCAACGCCGCCAGCUUCGCCCAAUUUGUGCAUCAUCCAGGAGGAGAAUGGAAACGGGCAGAUGUGUCACACUAUCAGCACGGGUACUCCAUAUGCGGGCUGUACGGGGGGAAUUACGCCGCAGAUAUGCCUCACCGAUGUCCAGGGCAGCGAGAUCACUUUGGUGGCUCUAUCUUCGGACAAUAGUCGUGACAGUGAGGACUCCCUCGAGCAGCACACUCCAGUUAUGUCACUGCAGGGGCUUAUCAUCACGGAACCCAGCAGCGAUAUGCCUUCGAUCACCAGGGGCAUUGGACGUAAGGCUAGCCUAGACUGCGAAUCGGGCGCUGGAAGUCAUUGUCCAGUAGCCAGUAGCUCUUCCCAUGCUACCCAAGCCCAAUCCCAAUCCCAAGCUCAAACCGAAGCCCAAUGCCGGCGGGGCAGUGACAAAUCGCUUGGCUUCUCUGAUGAUUCACUAAGCAAUGACUCGAAUAAUUUGUCGCCCUGCCAGGAGCCAUCCGCCAGCUCUGGCUUUAAAUCGGAUUCCCACUCGGAGAUGGGCGAUCACACGGAAUGUGGUCAUCUAACGCCCGAUUCCAUGUGCGAUUCGCGGCGCAUGUCGGAUGAGAUGUGCUAUGAAGUGCCGCUGCCACAUGAGUGCUCCAAUCUGGACUCCACACGCAUUUUGGAGAUGGUGAAGCAGACCAUAGACUCGACAAUGCCGCCCAAGGGCUUUGUCCUGCACAAGGGCAGCAUCAGCUCGGAGGACAGUGGAGCGGAAUCGCGCCAUAGCAGUGCCUCAAAUGCAUCCACCUCUAAUCCUCUGGCCUGCGAGGCGGCUUCCCUACUCGCCUCACACUCUGGAUAUGGCGAGCCAACCACAAAUCUCAGUUUGGAGUACUCGGGGGGCCUGCAGAUCGAGCUUCAAGUGUGCGAGGGACGCAGCCGGGAUCACCAUGGCGCCGGCAAAGGCAUCAAGCUUCGUCGCAUUUCCGGGGACCAGUUUGAGUACGGAAAGAUAUGCCAACAGUUGAUCAGCACCAUCACAAUGCAGCAGGUGGCAGGCUAAAUUAAGGCAUCCCGCCCUGCUAGCUACCCAAAAUGACUACUCGCCUUGCCUAAACUCUGCGUAGCUGUGAUUAAAGUCGAUAUGUACGAUAUAGCCAUCCUAAACCAGUAGCAAUUGGACAGGAGUUAUGUAUCAAUUUCCUAACAAAGUUUAUCCCUUUCCCGUUUUUCAUGUUCAGUAGCGUAAUCAAAAUUUUGAAUAUCAAUUAUAAAUACAUUUUUCAAUUUUUUCGUAGACCACACCGAUACUUAGGUAGUUCAAUUCAAAAAAAGGAACGUGUAAAUACGUGUAGAAAUAUUUGAAAUAUUCGCUAACAUAUUAUAUUUUAACGAAUAACGCACAUGCCAAGAUAGUUUAGUGAAUUUGUAAUACAAAUUUGGUGGCGCAAGGUUUUUCAGCAACAGGAGCAAGUAAAAUACAUUCCAGUAGCCGAAAUUUCAUACAAAGGAAACCAACGUUCGUUCUAGCCGUAAUGAUUAUCAAUAUCUAGAACUAUACAAUAUAUAUAUAUAUAUCGACUAAUGAUAAUUUUGACUUCUGUGCAAUUCGUAAACGAGAUAAAAGUGUUUAUUUUGUCAACUCAGUUCAAUGACGAUACGUACAUCUAUAUCUGUAUGAGAUAUAGAUAACCUUAAUGUUAAUAUAUAUAGGUGAUUACUGAAUCUAAAGUUAGUUUGCAGUGGCAAUUUGUAGCUCCGAUUAGUGGUAAGCUCUUGAUUCCGUUAAAUUUUAAACAUUUUUUAUGAAUGUAGUGUGAAAGUUUGUUCUGUUAUUAUACACACGAUCUAUGUUUAGAGUUAUAUUCUACGGAUUAAACACAACAUUGAUAAAUCUAUUUUUUAAUGAAAGACUGCUGUGAUUUUACAUGUAAUUAAUUUAGAGCGAAAGAAGGUAGAAAGUAAACAACAACAAAAAGAAAUACAAACAAAAACUACAAACUUGAAACCAAUUAGUUAUAUACUUAUAUAAAUAAACAAUUGAACUUUAUCUUAAAUAAAUUACCAAUUCUCCAAACAA
Messenger RNA from Drosophila santomea, 6240 nucleotides. RefSeq lists its product as uncharacterized. Bases 799 to 5223 code for a protein of 1474 amino acids. Gene Ontology annotation, biological process: protein phosphorylation; intracellular signal transduction; microtubule cytoskeleton organization. Gene Ontology annotation, cellular component: cytoplasm. The transcript has 12 exons. The record is from RefSeq and is a predicted model, not a curated record. Gene Ontology annotation, molecular function: ATP binding; tau-protein kinase activity; protein serine/threonine kinase activity. NCBI's taxonomy places the organism in Eukaryota, Metazoa, Arthropoda, Insecta, Diptera, Drosophilidae.